Esox lucius (northern pike) is the source of this 591-nucleotide messenger RNA. It is a transcript of the gene rpl22l1, whose product is annotated as ribosomal protein L22-like 1. The record is from RefSeq and is a predicted model, not a curated record. Gene Ontology annotation, molecular function: structural constituent of ribosome; RNA binding. Lineage: Eukaryota; Metazoa; Chordata; Actinopteri; Esociformes; Esocidae. Gene Ontology annotation, cellular component: ribosome. Gene Ontology annotation, biological process: cytoplasmic translation. Bases 28 to 486 code for a protein of 152 amino acids. The transcript has 4 exons.
CCGAAUUGAAUUAUUUUUGAACCCAGCAUGGGUUUGAUGUCUACGUGUACGCACCCGAGUGGCGUAACUUCCUUUCUACUCCGCUGCUUCAACAUGGCGCCGCUGAAGCAGAAGAAGCAGACCAUGGUCAAGAGAGCCAAGAAGGGUGUUUCUUGGAAGUUCACACUGGACCUUACCCACCCUGUGGAAGAUGGUAUCCUGGACUCUGCCAACUUUGAGACUUUUCUCAAAGAGCGGGUCAAGGUCUGUGGCAAGACGGGAAAUCUGGCGAAUGUAGUCGAGAUUGCACGCCUGAAGAACAAGAUCAACGUCACCUCAAAUAAGCAGUUCUCUAAGAGGUACUUGAAGUACCUGACCAAGAAGUACCUCAAGAAGAAUAACCUCCGCGAUUGGUUGAGGGUCGUGGCUUCUGACAAGGAGACCUAUGAGCUAAGAUACUUCCAGAUCAGCCAGGAGGAGGAGGAGGAGUCGGACAACGACGAGUAGAGCCAAGCUCCGGCUUCUCCAAGCGUGUCGGACUGGAGGCUGGCCUCUACAACGCCUUUGUCAUUAAUUGGAGUCUUCAUAGGAUAAUAAAUGGCAUAAACCAAC